UUCUUAAAUGAAGUUCCGUGAUGGUAGAAAUUAGUUUAGCCUCAUAAAAAGUUCUCUAUUUUCUUUCCCACAGGUCAUAAAUAUUGGCAGUUGAGAGUUGAAUAUAAGCAUCUAUCACACACUACUACUACUCUUUAUUAACUUCUGACUGUUGUGGGUGUUGGUCACGUUUUGAUAACACCAAUCCCUUCUCCUUUUCACUCGAUCUUUUGCUUUGGUUGUCUCCUUGCGCAGCUUCCAUUUUCAUGGAUUUGCGAGAGAAACUCCUUUUUACGGGUUUCUUCAUUCUUGCUGCAGCCAUUGAUGGAGCUCGGGCAGAUACUAUGGUCACUGGCACUGUCUUCUGUGACCAAUGCAAAGAUGGCCAGAGAUCCCUCUUUGAUUACCCAUUUAUAGGAAUUAAAGUUACAAUCUCAUGUGCUGACAGUGAAGGGGAGGUCACAAUGUCAAGGGAAGAGACUACAAAUUGGUUGGGAAACUAUGUAAUGAAGUUUGAUGGUGCCCCGGACUUAAGCGGUUGUUAUGCCCAGGUUUCAGGCAGUAGUAGUGGACAAGGUACAGUGGAUUGUGGUGCAGCUGCUGGUCCUGCUCAAUAUCUUAGACUUGUGUUUAGGAUGUUUGACAUGGAGAUGUAUGCUGUGGAUCCUUUGCUUGCUCAGCCUGCUCAGCCCAUGUCAUUCUGCCCAAGGUCAGCAAACCCGGUACCGCCCUCACCGGUAACACCAGCUGUAAGGCCUCCUCCACCUUUCAGGCUUCCACCUAUGCCUGGACUGCCACCACUUCCUCCAUUGCCACCCCUGCCUCCAAUGCCACCGAUGCCAUUCUUGGAAGCUUCGGCUUGUCCACAUGAAAGCUGGACAAGUCCGGAGUACAGAUGCUACUGGAGGGCUGUGAACCCGGACACAAAGGUUGCUGUUGUUUUCGGUUUGCUCGCAGGUAGAAGAUAUGGGACAGACGUGACAUUGUGGCAAGGCCUGCAAGGGAGAGGAGAGGCGUAUAGGGCUCUUCUUAGGGAAGGAGUCACUGCUUUUCUUAACUCUUACAACAGUCUUCAAUAUCCUUACAAUACAAUUGGUGUAGUCCAACGCAUGAACUGGGCCUUGAUGGGAUCUCCUCGAAAUGUCCUUCUUACUGCUCUGCGAUUCACCAGAGCCAAUUCUGGUUAUGGCAAUGUCACCUGCAAUUUCACCCCUUGCAAGUAAUGAUCAGUCCUCGAUUCGCAUU
Molecule: messenger RNA, 1224 nt
Organism: Juglans microcarpa x Juglans regia
Lineage: Eukaryota; Viridiplantae; Streptophyta; Magnoliopsida; Fagales; Juglandaceae
Exons: 3
Coding region: 246-1202 (318 amino acids)
Source: RefSeq, a predicted model, not a curated record